Molecule: messenger RNA, 1035 nt
Organism: Oryza sativa Japonica Group (Japanese rice)
Lineage: Eukaryota; Viridiplantae; Streptophyta; Magnoliopsida; Poales; Poaceae
Product: classical arabinogalactan protein 9
Source: RefSeq, a predicted model, not a curated record
UAGUACAGUACAGGUACCAAUAAAUCAUAAGUAUAGAUAACGUAGAUCCAGUGACAUUCAUUGAUGAGGUUUGCGUUUCCAAGGCCAUCUGCAUCAUCAGGUAGCUGCAACAUGGAUCCACGGCCUCUCAUCUGCUCCAUCCAACGCCCGUCCUUGCUUUAAUUUGUUUCACCACAGAAAAUACUCCAGUCCAACUACACCGAGAGAGUAGACGAGACGAGACGAGACGACACAAGUCAAGUUGCUUUUGCAUUUGCAUACGCACACACUGCCAUCUCAGUGUAGUGUAGUGUAGCGAAGCAACCGGCGGCGAUGGCGAUGCGGUGGUGCUAUGUCGGCAAGGCCACCAAGAUCUUCUUCACCGUCCUGGCCCUCCUCGCCCUCAUCGGUGUCGUCCUCGCCUUCCGCGCCCUCCUCCACCGCGCCAAGUCGCGCGCCAGCUCCUCCUCCUCCGCCUGCGCCGCCGCCGACGAGUGCCAGCCCAUCCUGCCCGACACCGUCCCGCAGCCCUCCAUGCCGUCAACAGCCGCCACCACUCCUCCGCCGCCGCACCAAUAUCCCUCCUUCCCCCCACCGGACGCCGCCAUGCCCAUGCCCAUGCCGCAGCCCCCACCCCCUCUGCAGCCACCACCUCCAGCGAUUGCGCAGCCCCCUCCCGCAUUCGCCUCACCGCCUCCUCCCGACGCUCUCGUGCCCCCGCCGCCUCCUCCCGCUGCGCCUGCGCUGGUGACGCCACCGCCGGCGUUACCGUCAGCUCCUCCGCCCGCACCGGAGGCGCCAAGCCCAACGGCCUCCUGAUGCCGCCGAUUCUUCAUCUCAGAUUCAGAGCGGCUACUCUAGUGUGUCAGGUAGCCCGGCGAUUCGAUGUACUGCUAGUGAUUCUGGCUAAUCUUGCAAUUCAUUCGCAAAAUUUUGCCUUGCUGAAAUGCUGAGUUGAGUUCAUCUCUGAUGUUGCGUGAGUUGAUUACACUGUACAAAUAGUUGCCUGACAAUUCUGUUGUUCCACCAUCAAAUUCAUUUGUUGAAUUUCAGUUA